GCCGAUGAGAAAUCUGAUUGGGUCAAAUAAGCCGAGACAAAAAAAAUAGCUACGACUCUACACCACCUAACCCCGUGGGGUUGCUUCCCCGCCUCUCUAACCCUGGUCCAUGGGACAUCUGAUCCAAUUCCCACUAUAAGAUGACCCCCUCCCUCAUGCCCCCGUAGCUACCUCCAGCCUUCCCAACCAACAACAACAAUCAACAGACAAAAUGCCCGGCGGCGCAGUAGGCGGCGUCUCCGUCGUAAACUACGACUACGAACAAGGAAAAUCCUCUCGUGCGAUCCUCAUCGGUCUCUUCGCCGCCUUUGGUGGUAUCCUCUUCGGUUAUGACACCGGUACCAUUUCUGGUAUCAUCGCCAUGAAACCCUGGCUCGCGCAAUUCGGUAAAGCGACGGGCAACCCGGCGGACCCGUAUGCCAUCACCUCAUCGCAGCAAUCCGGGAUCGUGUCAAUCCUCAGUGCCGGAACGUUCUUUGGAGCGCUUCUGGCUGCGGUGGUGGCUGAUUGGAUUGGGAGGAAGUUGGGGAUUAUUGUUAGUUGUUUGGUUUUCGCGUUUGGGGUUGCGUUGCAGACUGCCGCGAGUGGUAUCCCCCUCUUCCUCGCUGGACGAUUCUUUGCCGGGUUCGGCGUGGGAUUGAUCUCGACAUUCGUCCCGAUGUACCAAUCCGAGGCCGCACCCAAAGCUCUCCGAGGUGCCAUCGUCGCAUGCUACCAACUCGCCAUCACGAUCGGUCUCCUCAUGGCCGCACUCGCAAACCAAGGUCAACACAAUAAAUCAGGCUCGUCAUCCUACCGUGUCGUCAUCGCAAUCCAAUUCGCCUGGGCACUCAUCCUCGGUGGGGGAAUGAUGUUUCUACCCGAGACACCCAGAUUCUGGAUCAAGAAAGAUCGUCUCGAGAAAGCCGGAAACUCACUCUCGCGUCUCCGUGGUCUUCCCGCCACCGAUCCCGCAAUCCAAGCCGAGUUGGCCGAGAUCAAGGCGAAUCAUGAUUAUGAGAUGUCUUUCGGUGAGGGAUCCUGGCUCGAUUGCUUUAGGGGUGGGAUGGCGAAGCGGACUUGGACGGGGAUAUGGUUACAAGGAUUCCAGCAACUGACGGGUGUAAACUUCAUCUUCUACUACGGUACGACAUUCUUCCAACAAGCCCACUUCCAAAACGCAUUCCUCGCUUCCCUCAUCACCACCCUCGUCAACGUCUGCUCCACCUUUCCCGGCAUCUACGGCGUCGAACGAUUUGGACGACGUAAACUCCUCCUCAUCGGUGCAGCCGGUAUGGCGAUUUGCGAAUUCAUCGUGGCGAUUGUGGGGACUGCGACGGGGAUGGGGAGUACGACUGCGAAUGAUGUGUUGAUUGCGUUCGUGUGUGUUUAUAUUUUCUUUUUUGCGAGUACGUGGGGGCCGAUUGCGUGGGUCGUCAUUGGGGAGAUUUUCCCGUUGAAGAUUAGGGCAAAGGGCAUUGCGUUGUCUGCUGCUUCCAACUGGUUAUGGAACUGGGGCAUCGGCUACAUGACCCCCUACCUCGUAAACCCCGGCCCCGGCAACGCCGGCCUCGAGGUCAAAGUCUUCUUCCUCUGGGGCGCAACAUGUACCAUGUGUUUCGUAUUCGCCUACUUUUUCAUCUACGAAACAAAGGGAUUAUCACUCGAGCAGGUCGACGAAUUGUAUGAGAAGAGGACGGCGAGGACGAGUGAGGGGUUUGUGCCGACGGUUGAGUUUGCGAGGCAUGAGGAUGUUGGGGUGGGUGGGGGGAAGGAUGUUGCGGAGAUGGUGGAGUAUGCGGGGAAGGGAGCGCAUGGGAAUGUGCAUGAGAUGGUGUAGUCGCGUCGAGUGGAUGUGAUGUGAGAAGUGGGAAGAGGGGAGGGAGGUGUAUGAUAUUGAGUUGGGUACGGUG
Messenger RNA from Saitoella complicata NRRL Y-17804, 1892 nucleotides. Its product is annotated as general substrate transporter. Bases 212 to 1819 code for a protein of 535 amino acids. Gene Ontology annotation, cellular component: membrane. The record is from RefSeq and is a predicted model, not a curated record. Gene Ontology annotation, biological process: transmembrane transport; carbohydrate transport. The transcript has 2 exons. Gene Ontology annotation, molecular function: carbohydrate:proton symporter activity. NCBI's taxonomy places the organism in Eukaryota, Fungi, Ascomycota, Saitoellomycetes, Saitoellales, Saitoellaceae.